Molecule: messenger RNA, 2153 nt
Organism: Xyrauchen texanus (razorback sucker)
Lineage: Eukaryota; Metazoa; Chordata; Actinopteri; Cypriniformes; Catostomidae
Product: SH3 domain-binding protein 1-like
Exons: 18
Coding region: 138-2144 (668 amino acids)
Biological process (GO): signal transduction; regulation of actin cytoskeleton organization; positive regulation of GTPase activity
Cellular component (GO): cytoplasm; cytosol; intracellular anatomical structure
Molecular function (GO): GTPase activator activity; protein binding
Source: RefSeq, a predicted model, not a curated record
UUGAGAGUGUUGUUGACUAAGGUCUUAAUGACUGUUUAUUGAAUUCAGAGAGCGAUAUUUCCAUCAAAUGAAGCUACAAUACGACUGAUCUGUGUUUACAUAUAUAAGGACUUAAAAUCGACAGAUUCUUCAUCACCAUGCUAAAUCCGUUUCAUAUCUUAAAGCAAUUUGGAAAUGGGGGGAAGUCUCAAGAUGCAACUGACCUUCUCUCAGAGGAUCUGGUUUUGGUGGAACAGCGUGUGGAGCCAGCCAGAAGAGCUGCCCAGAUCAUCCAUAAGAAGUUGGUUGGCUGCCUGCAGAGUCAGCAGGGACUGGACUCAGAGAGACGGAUGAAAAAGUUACCCCUCAUGAUGCUGUCUGUCAGUAUGGCAGAGAGUUUUAAAGAUUUUGAUGGUGAAUCUUCUAUUAGAAAAGUUCUGGAAAUGUGCUGCUUCAUGCAGAAUUUUCUGGCGCGGACUUUGGCUGACUUUGAGAUGAAGUUGGAGAAAGAAGUUCUAGUGCCUCUUAAUAAGCUCAGUGAGGAAGACCUCCCAGAGAUCUUGAAAAACAAGAAACAGUUUGCUAAACUUACAACAGACUGGAAUAAUGCUCGCACAAGAUCUCAAACCAGCACAGGUCCACAGACCAAGCAGGAUGGCCUAAGAGAAGAUUUAGAGGAGGCCUGGAGAAGACUUGAGUCUAUCAAGGAUCAGUACUCUGCAGACCUCUAUCAUUUUGCCACUAAAGAGGAUGAGUAUGCCAGCUACUUCAUUCGUCUACUAGAUGUCCAAGCUGAAUAUCACAAGGCCUCAUAUGAAUUCCUGGAGAAAAAUAUAACUGAGCUCAAAGAGAGCCACAGCAACACAGAACUCCAAGUGACUACAUCACAAAAUAAGGUAUUUGGAGAGCCUCUGCUCUCUCACCUUCAGAGAUGUGGGCGAAAGAUUGCUGUACCCAUUGAGGAGUGUGUAAGCAUGCUGUUACGUACAGGACUCAGAGAAGAGGGGUUGUUCAGGCUAGCAGCAGCUGCGUCUGUUGUGAAAAAACUGAAGAGCUGUCUGGAUUCGGGGGCAGUCGACCAAAAUGAUUUCAGCUCUGAACCUCAUGCUGUGGCAGGAGUGCUUAAGUGUUACUUGAGAGAGUUGCCUGAACCUCUCAUGACAUUUGAACUAUACAAUGACUGGUUCAAAGCUGCAGGAGAAAAAGAGACAGAUGAAAAACUGAAACAGCUGCGGGUGGCGUUGCAAAAACUUCCCACAGAUAACUACAAUAACCUUAGGUACCUUGUGCAAUUUAUGUCACACUUGUCAGAGCAGCAAGCGGUGAAUAAGAUGACACCCAGUAACAUUGCCAUAGUACUUGGGCCUAAUCUACUGUGGCCUCGUUGUGAGGGAGAGACUUCCUUGCUGGACAUGGCAUCUGCUUCUUCAGUACAAGUUGUUACUAUCAUAGAACCACUUAUACAGUAUUCCAAAAGCCUCUUCCCUGAAGAAACGGAUUUUGAGAUGCCAGAGCCACCUGCAAGCCCAGAUUUGAAAGAUGUGAUCUCAACAGUAUCCCAGAGAUCUCUUUCUGACAGCGUCUUUCCAUCUUCCCUCUCUGGCCGACCAUCCCUCUCAAAAACUGACAGCUCAGGAUCAUCUGAUGACAUUGGGGUGACACUGGCUGUUAAAACUGCCCAGGUGAACCGUGACGUUAUUGUGUGGGACAACAAUGAUUCUGAUCCAAUUGCUCUCCCACCUACUCAGAAUCACAUCCCCACUCCUCUUCCCCGUUACACUCCUGUUUACGCCCAGUCACAGAGCCAAAACCAGGCUAAGACACUGUGCUCCAGCCAACCAGAGCAUCAGGAGUGUGCUUCUCAGUCCCAGGAGCCCAUACUGAAGAUCACUGGUCCUUAUAAACCAAGGAGGUCCUUCAUUCAGCACAUGUCACCAAACCUCAGCAAAGGCCCUCCUGUGAGCCAGGCAGGAGCUUUCCCUGUUCCCCUGCCUAGAGUCUCUGAGACACAUCUACUACCUUCACCCAAGCCUGAAACCACCCAAGGUCCGCUGCCACCAUUGCCUGAAGGUGGACCACCAAAGAAAACGCAAGGCAGAAGACCCAAAAUCCCUCCUCCCCAACCACCCCAAGCACUGAACAAGCAGCUCUCCUCAGCUCAGUGAGUCUUGGAA